Messenger RNA from Zea mays, 1017 nucleotides. RefSeq lists its product as uncharacterized. Gene Ontology annotation, molecular function: electron transfer activity. Gene Ontology annotation, cellular component: plasma membrane. The transcript is spliced from 2 exons. Lineage: Eukaryota; Viridiplantae; Streptophyta; Magnoliopsida; Poales; Poaceae. The record is from RefSeq and is marked validated. The coding region runs from base 129 to 746 and encodes 205 amino acids.
GCCACACAAAACAAACAAGCUUCGGUUCUCCGUAGCGACUGCGCUGCAAUCAGGUCGUCGUAGUACGUAGGUGUUAGCCACAUACGCAUCAGGAAGCUAACGAGAAGAUCAGAUCGGAGGUAACGGCAAUGGCAAUGGCCAAGGCCAGCAUCCUCGCCACCUUCGCGGCCGUGGCAGCUCUGGCGGCGGUGCAGCUCGCCGCGGCGGCGGACCACCCCGUGGGAGGCGACGGCUCCUGGGACGCCAGCGGCACCACCGGCUACGACGCCUGGUCCGCCAAGCAGACGUUCAAGCAGGGCGACACCUUGUCGUUCAAGUUCGCGCCGUCGCACGACGUGACGGAGGUGAGCAAGGCCGGCUACGACGCCUGCUCCGGCAGCAACCCCGUGAAGUCCUACACCGGCGGCAGCGCCUCCGUGAAGCUGUCGGCCCCAGGGAAGCGCUACUUCAUCUGCAGCGUGCCCGGCCACUGCGCCGCGGGUAUGAAGCUGGAGGUCACCGUCGCCGCCGCCGCGGUCACCGCCGCGCCGGCCCCCGCCAAGACGACCAAGCCCCGGCACCAGAGGAGCGUCUCCCCGACCCCGGCCCCUGCCGCGGCUCCGGCUGCGCCGUCCACCGACGAGAUGCCCACCGUGUCCUCGCCCACCGCGGCGCCGGCGCCCAAGUCCUCUGACGCCUCCACGCUUGGAGCCAAGGCUGUCGUGGGGCUCGCCGUCGCCACGAUGCUCACCUUCUUGGCCAUGUGAGGGCGAGUCGUGCUGCGUGACGCGCAUGAUUUUUGCAGAUAAAUGUAUUAUAUACAUACAUAUAUACUCCAGCGAUUCAUUAUUGCAUUGCAUUGCAUUGUCGUCAGUGCGGCGCACCCACCGACGGUUGUUGCUGACAAGAGUUCAUUUAAUUGCCGGCCUUUUUUUUAUUCGAUUGUUAAUUAUACUGCUACGAUGUACUUACUACUUGAAUUAUUAGUGUAUUUGUUGUCACUGUUGAUCAUCCAAUAAAUUUAUCAUUAUUAUUCUU